AUGACCCCAGAUGCAUGCAGGCGAUGCUUCCGGCAGUUCUGUUACCACGAGGCUGAUGGGCCUCGAGAGUUUUGCAGCCAGCUCCACGAACUUUGCACGCAUUGGCUGAAGCCGGAGAAGAACACCAAGAAGGAGAUCCUGGACCUGGUGAUCCUGGAGAAGUUCCUGGCUGCCUGUCACCAGGAAAUGCAAUGCUGGGUCAGAGGAUGCGAGCCAGAGACCACUUCCCAGGCGGUGGCGCUGGCUGAAGGUUUCCUCCUGAGUCAGGCACAAGAGAAGAGGCAGGCGGAGCAAAUGUGGGGACGAUCCAUGAAGAUGGAAGCGAAGUUCUCUGAGGCAGAAGGAUCUCCGUCAGAGGAAAGUCAGAGGGUGCAUGCCCAGGAGCAUGCCCAAGAUGCCCCGUCAAGUGCAGCAGAUGUAGAGGAGACAGUUGGGGAAUUCCAGGGGUUCUCUUUGGAAAAAGUCAAGAAUGAAGAUGCCGAAGGACACUGUGGAGACGGACCACAGAGGCAGGAGGGAAGCCAAGCAGGUGUUGAUCAGAGGAAUGAGGAUGAGGAGGAACUGCACCCACAAUUGCCACGUGAAGUCAAGAAUGAAGACUUGAGAAGAAACUUCAGAAAUCAAAUGGGGGGACAAUCCCUGAAGAUGGAAGCAAAGUCCUCUGAGGCAGAAGGAUCUCCGUCGGAGGAAAGUCAGAGGGCACAGGCCCAGGAGCAUGCCCAAGAUGCCCUGUCAAGUGGUGAUGCUCAGAGGAAUGAGGAGGAUGAAGAACUGCACCCUCAAUUGCCAGGUGAAGUCAGGAAUGAAAACUUGAGAGGAAACUUCAGCAAUCAACAUCAAAGAAUCCACACAGGUGAGAAGCCUUUUGACUGUUCAGAGUGUGGGAAGAGAUUCAUUAAAAUCAGAGAUGUUCAAAAACAUCUAAGAACCCACAGAGGGGAGAAACUUUUUGAAUGCCCAAAUGGGCUUUGGCACGAAAUAGCUAUUCAACACUUUAAAGAGUUCAUCGUAUGUCUCGUCUGCCAACGUCGCUGGAGCAAUGAGGCCUUUGACCGGACGGAUGGUGGCCACCCCACAUGA
Molecule: messenger RNA, 1080 nt
Organism: Gekko japonicus
Lineage: Eukaryota; Metazoa; Chordata; Lepidosauria; Squamata; Gekkonidae
Product: zinc finger protein 24-like
Exons: 8
Coding region: 1-1080 (359 amino acids)
Source: RefSeq, a predicted model, not a curated record